AUGGCUUCUCUUCCCACCGCCGGUACUGCCACCGUCUACUCUCUCUUUUUCUUCAACACCCCAUCCACCUUCUCACUCUCACCCUGCCAAUUUUUCCCCAAGACACCACGAUUUCUCUCACAUGAAAAGCCAAAACGUCGCACAGUAGUAUCAUGUAAAGCCAUCGGUGGGGACCAAAACCCCACCACUAACCCUCAAAACGGAGAAACUUCUCCGGGAAAGUUUGACCGGAGAAAUGUGCUUCUUGGGUUAGGGGGUCUCUACAGUGCCUCCAACCUUGUCAUUCCACCGUUAACAUUUGCAAAUCCGGUAUCCGUGCCGGAUCUAUCAAGCUGCAGCGACGCAAGCUUACCCGCCGGUGUUACUCCGACGAACUGUUGCCCCCCGUCGGCAACCAAAGUGAUUGAUUUCGAGCUUCCUUCCUCGCCUGUGAUGCGAACUAGACCGGCGGCUCAUUUGGUAGACAAAGAGUACAUUGCCAAGUACUCCAAAGCCAUUGAACUCAUGAAAGCCCUUCCUGAAGAUGACCCACGUAAUUUCAUGCAACAAGCUAAUGUCCAUUGUGCUUACUGUGACAGUGCUUAUGAACAAGAAGGCUUUCCAGAAGAGAAAGUUGAUGUCCAUUUCUCAUGGAUUUUCUUUCCCUUCCAUCGAUUCUACCUCUAUUUCUUCGAGAAAAUAUUGGGAAAAUUAAUCAAUGACCCAACUUUUGCUCUGCCAUUUUGGAACUAUGACAGUCCUGAUGGUAUGACAAUACCCACCAUGUUUACUGAUACUAACUCUUCUCUCUAUGACCCUCUUCGUGACGCCUUACACCAGCCGCCGACGAUUAUGGAUCUGAAUUACUUCGGCCCCUCCACCGAGACUACUCAAAAUGAUCAGCAACAGAUUUCCUACAACCUCACGACGAUGUAUAAGCAAAUGGUUUCGUGCAGCAAGAAUGCUGAACUUUUCUUUGGACAAGCUUACCGUGCCGGCGACGAUCAGCCUAACGGUGCCGGAGCUAUCGAGAACAUACCUCACACUCCGGUACACAUAUGGACUGGAGAUAGAAACCAGCCUAACGGAGAGAAUAUGGGUAGAUUCUACUCAGCAGGGAGAGACCCAAUUUUCUAUUGUCACCAUGCAAAUGUUGAUCGGUUGUGGAACAUAUGGAAAACCCUAGGAGGAAAACGUCGAGACCCGACAGAUAAAGAUUGGUUGAAUGCUUCAUUCGUGUUCUACAAUGAGAAUGCUCAGUUGGUACGUGUGAAAAUCAAAGACUCUGUGGACACCGCGAAGCUCGGAUACACGUAUCAAGAUGUGCCAAUUCAAUGGCAGAAAGCUAAGCCAACGCCGAGGAAUACAAAAGUUGCCGGAAAGUUAAGCAAGGCAGGAGCGUGGUUGAGUUUAACUAGGAUAAACAGUGGGGCAGGAUUCCAUGUCCUUAAUAAUUAUGCUCGCAUUGAGAAUCGAUAUGACAAUAGUUAUAACAACUGGUGGAAAUAUGAUGUACUCCCACACCUAGAUGACAUCAAUUGUAAAACCUUGUUAGCUAGUGAAUCUGAGAAUUUCAAAUUCAAAGCUCAAGCUAAUGGGUCAGGGAAGGGGAAAUCCCUUCAUACAGUAGCUAAAGCUCCUUCACGUCUUCGAAAAUGGGACACUUCAAAGGAUUGUUUGAAUUCUCAAGAACAACUGGCUCCAAAGAUGUUAAAGGUCACAACAUCUGUUUCAAGAUCAGCUAAUGUUCGAUCUAUUCAUCCUUUAAACUUCCCAGAGUCUGCUGAAGUAAUUCAAGAGAGGUGUCAAACAAGAGCUAUAGAAGCUGAGCAUAAUUUGGCUUGUACCCGGAUAGAAGAUGGUGCAAAUCACACUACUAUAAAGUCUCUCACAGGCAAGGUUGACCCAUCUUGUGAUGCUCUGAAUAACUUAUCAACUUUCUUAGAAUUAUCCCCGCGAUCCCGCAAUAAAGCUUUUCCUCCACUCCCAGAUCUUGCCACAUUAUAUUCCAUCCCAGGUAUUUGCGAAGACCAAAAUCUUGACAAUGAUAUCAUUGGAGCUUUAUUUGAUGACAACGAUCAGACCAUGUCCAUUCUUUCCGACAGUGGUGAGAUUCUUCCUUUGGUUGAUGGAGAACAUACCAAUCCAUGUGAAGGGGAAGUUAAUUCUAAAACAAACCCUUCAUGUGCUAUACAAACAGGGCAAGAAGCUAUUAAUAAUUCUGUUAUGAAUACUCUUCUUGAGUCAUAUGGACCUAGCGAAGGAUCUCCAAGACUAAUGCCAAUGUUUUCAUCUAUCUCAG
Ilex paraguariensis (yerba mate) is the source of this 2281-nucleotide messenger RNA. The record is from the annotation of a GenBank genome assembly. NCBI's taxonomy places the organism in Eukaryota, Viridiplantae, Streptophyta, Magnoliopsida, Aquifoliales, Aquifoliaceae.